Molecule: messenger RNA, 3613 nt
Organism: Echinops telfairi (small Madagascar hedgehog)
Lineage: Eukaryota; Metazoa; Chordata; Mammalia; Afrosoricida; Tenrecidae
Gene: SUN2
Product: Sad1 and UNC84 domain containing 2
Exons: 18
Coding region: 69-2294 (741 amino acids)
Biological process (GO): nuclear envelope organization
Cellular component (GO): meiotic nuclear membrane microtubule tethering complex; nuclear envelope
Molecular function (GO): protein-membrane adaptor activity
Source: RefSeq, a predicted model, not a curated record
UGGAGUCCAGGCCACCUCCGUGGGUUGGUGACACGGGCGGACUGAGGUGACUCUCCUCCCUCCUCGUUAUGUCUCGAAGAAGCCAGCGCCUGUCUCGCUACUCACAGGGGGAUGAUGACGGGGGCAGCAGCAGCAGCGGUGGGAGCUCCGUCAUGGGGAGCCAGAGCAGCCUGUUUAAGGACAGUCCUCUCAGGACCUUGAAGAGGAAGUCCAACGUGAAGCGCCUCUCCCCAGCGCCGCAGCUGGGCCCCGCCUCGGACACGCACACCUCCUACUACAGCGAGUCGGUGGUCCGGGAGUCGUACAUCGGCAGCCCGCGGGCCGCCGCGCUGGCCAGGAGCGCCCUGCUGGGCCGCAGCUCACUGCUGGACUCGAGCUCCGCCCUGGACGGCCAGCUGCACAGCGACACCUGCUGGAGUGAGGACCUUCGGGUGCGGAGAAGGAGGGGCACCGGUGGCACCGAGAGCAGCAAGGUCAACGGGCUCGCGGAGGGCAAGGGCUCCGAGGACUUCCUAGCUUCCUCGUCUGGCUACUCCUCAGAGGACGACUUUAUAGGCUACUCCGCAGGGCUAGACCAGCGGGCUUCAGGCUCGGGACUGAGGAGGGCUGCCUCUCGGGCGGGCUCUUUUCUCUGGACGGUGGCCACUUCUCCAGGCAGGCUCCUUGGGCUUCUCUACUGGUGGGUGGGUACCACCUGGUACCGCCUGACCACAGCCGCCUCCCUCCUCGAUGUCUUCGUGCUGACCAGGCGUGUCUCGUCCCCCAGAACCUUCUUCUGGUUCCUGUUGCUGCUGCUGCUGCUCAGCUGCCUGACUUACGGUGCCUGGUACGUCUACCCCUUCGGGCUGCAGAUGGUCCAGCCCGCCAUGGUGUCUUGGUGGGCAGCCCGGGGCCACAGCAAGCCACAGGAAGUCUGGGAGUCCAGGGACUCGGCCCUGCAUUUACAGACUGAGCAGCGCAUCCUGUCCCGGGUGCACUCGCUGGAGCGGCGCCUGGAAGCUGUGGCCUCCGAGUUUUCGUCCACCUGGCAGAAAGAGGCCCUGAGGCUGGAGCGGCUGGAGCUGCGGCAGGGGUCAGCCAGCCAGGGUGGCAGCCAGGGCGGCAGCCUGAGCCACGAGGACACGCUGAGACUCCUGGAGGGCAUCGUGAACCGCCGUGAGGCCGCACUGAAGGAGGACUUCCGCAGGGACAUGGCCACCCACAUCCAGGAAGAGCUGGCCGCCCUGAGAGCCGAGUCCCAACAGGACGUAGAAGACCUCUUCAAAAAGAUCGUCCAGGCGUCCCAGGAAUCUGAGGGCCGGCUCCAGCAACUCAAGUCAGAGUGGCAGAGGACGACCCAGGAAUCCUUUCGGGAGAACGCCGAGAAGGAGCUGGGGAGGCUGGAGGGCCAGCUGGCAGGCCUGCGGCAGGAGCUGGCGGCCCUGGCCCAGAAGCAGGACUCCCUGGAGGACCGCGUGGUCCUGCUGCCCCAGCAGAUCCAGGCCAUGCGUGAUGACGUGGAGUCCCAGUUCCCUGCGUGGGUGACUCAGUUCCUUGUCCGCGGUGGGGGCGCCCGCUCGGGGCUCCUGCAGCGAGAGGAGAUAGACACGCGGCUGCAGCAGCUGGAGGAUAGGAUCCUGGCCCACGUGGCCGAGACGCAGGGCAAAUCGGUGAAGGAGGCAGCAGCCAGCCUGGGAUUGGCACUGCAGAAGGAUGGCGUGAUCGGAGUGACGGAGGAGCAGGUGCAGCGCAUUGUCGCCCGGGCCCUGAAGCGAUACAGUGAGGACCGCAUUGGCAUGGUGGACUACGCCCUGGAAUCCGGAGGAGCCAGCGUCAUCAGCACCCGCUGCUCUGAGACCUAUGAGACCAAGACGGCCCUCCUCAGCCUCUUUGGCAUCCCCCUGUGGUACCACUCCCAGUCGCCCCGGGUCAUUCUCCAGCCCGACGUGCACCCAGGCAACUGCUGGGCCUUCCAGGGCCCCCAGGGCUUUGCCGUGGUCCGCCUCUCCGCCCGAAUCCGCCCCACGGCCGUCACCCUGGAGCACGUGCCCAAGUCCUUGUCACCCAACAGUACCAUCUCCAGUGCCCCCAAGGACUUCGCCGUCUUUGGCUUCGACGAGGACCUGCAGCAGGAGGGCACGCUGCUUGGGCAGUUCACCUAUGACCAGGACGGGGAGCCCAUCCAGACCUUCUUCUUUCAGGACCCCAAGAUGGCCGCAUUCCAGGUGGUGGAGCUGCGGAUCCUGACCAACUGGGGCCACCCUGAGUACACCUGCAUCUACCGCUUCCGGGUGCACGGGGAGCCCACCCACUAGCCUUCCUGCCUCCAGCCACCAGGAGGCCACCCAUGGGCCCCUCUGCUGGCGUGGAUGAGCAGUCCCGCCUCCGCCACUUCCCCACAUGCUUGACAAGCACCCAACUCCCAAGAGCAAGACAGGCCUGGCCUGAUGGACAUGAGAGGACCCCCUGGGGCUGGCUGGUGGCCGCUCCCUCCCAGAAGGGUGUAUAUAUAUGUACCAUAUCACCGCAGGACAGCCGUGAGCAAGCCCGUCCCAAGAAGGCCGGGGCAGCCGUGGGGCCUGGUGGUGGGGCUGGCACCUGGAGCUUGGGCAAACCAAGGGCCGCAGCUGUGGGCGGGACACGCCGGGCAGUGGGUGGUUGGGGGUGAGGAGGACCACCCAUGGGUUGGGGAGGUCGAGGCCCAGGCUGCCCGCAGUCCUAACCUUGUCAGCGCCCCCACCACCAUCCCCCGCCCCCAUUCCGAGGAGCAGGUGUGCACUGUGUCCAUCCUGGGGCUGCUUGUGCCCUAGAGGGCGGCUGUUUUGAGUGGCUAGAGUACCCGGGGCCUGUCUGCAGGACUCCCUCUGCCCCCACAGCAGGGGUGGCAAGCCCUGGUGGCACCACGGUUGAGCGCUUGGCUGCAAGCCGAGAGCUCACUGGUUCAGCCCCAGCGGCCACUCCUCAGGAGAACUUAUGCUUCUGUCCAGGUCAGAGCCUGGGAGACCCGUGGCCGGUGCUCCUCUGACCUUCGGGGUCACUGAGCUGGGCAUCUGGGGCAGCCAGAGCGCAGGGAGCAGCAACCCCCCUCGGCUCCCGCGGGGUGGUGUUCAGGGCGUCAUAGGGGCCCUGCUGCAGGACCCUUUCACUCAGGCCACCUGGGGGCUCCUUCAGCUCCUGCUUGAAUUGUCUUUCUUUUCUCGCUGACCACGGGGGAAGUCGGGGCGGGGGCUGGGAGCACUGGCAUUGACAUUGAGGCAGGGAGUGGGGAGGUGACUUUUGAACCCAGCAGAAUCUACUGUAUUAUGUACAUAUUUUUCCAGGUCUGUUUUUUAAUGGAAAGAAAAGCUAAGGGCUGGAUUCCUGGCCCUGUUCUGGGGGGCCCUGGGAACCUGGUUGCCGUGGGCUGGGGGCAGUGGCUCCAACCACAUCAUUGGUUCUGGUCUGUCGGAAAAGCGGCCAGGCCCAGGAACUCGGGGCCCCACAGGCUGAGCCCAGGGCCCAGCCCUGGCCCGAGAUAACCAGGUUUGCUUUUCCACUCUCCUGUCACAAAUGCUGCACUGUUGGUUCGGAAUUCUCUAUCUCCAGAUUCUAAUGUAUGCCUAUGCAAAAAAAAUAAAGAAUACAUGAUACCCAG